Messenger RNA from Myzus persicae (green peach aphid), 900 nucleotides. RefSeq lists its product as uncharacterized. The record is from RefSeq and is a predicted model, not a curated record. Gene Ontology annotation, molecular function: DNA binding. Lineage: Eukaryota; Metazoa; Arthropoda; Insecta; Hemiptera; Aphididae. The transcript is spliced from 2 exons. The annotation marks the transcript as partial.
CGAACUGGUUAUAACAAUGAUUUUGUUUUUACUUUAAAAAUUAUUAUAGCCGAAGACUGUAAAAAACGUUGGAGAAGUAUAAAAGAUACUUAUAAUAAAAAAAAAAGAAACAGAAAAUUGGGGACUGGAUCAGCAGCCAAAGAUAAACCAUCGAAAUGGAUGCUUGCCGAUGUUUUAUCUUUCUUGGACACAACGACUUAUGAAAGACAGGGAUUAUCAAAUGUGAUCUCAAACGAAGAUCAAAACGCAACACAAAAUGAUGACACAAGUAGCCAAGUACAUGAUUCGCCAGUAGAUGACUCUAUUUUAUCACAGAUCGAGUCAGAUUAUGAACAUUUACCAUCCACGUCUUUUUCUGAGCCAACUGAAGUUAUAGCUAAAAAAGCAAAAGUAUCCUUAACAACAAAACGACUUAAACAAAAUGAAAUUAUUAUAGAUACUUUAAAUAAAAGAAGCGAUGAGCGUAAUAAGUUAUUGGAGAAGUUAUAUGAAACAAAUGAAAGAGAUCCAAUAGAUAUAUUUUUUGAAAGCAUUGCUGCAACUGUCAAACAAUUUACUCCAGAAUUGAAAAUUAAAGCCAAAACAGAUGUUUUUCGUAUUGUCAGUGAAUUAGAGGUACAAAAUAUUCAGCCAGAGCGUCAAUCUUCUUCUUCUUCUACUUACAUAUUUCCACAAACAGUAAUUUCAAGUCCACGAGAUAUUCAGUCUUUACAUUCAUACACAAGUUCAUUGCAAAGUAAUUCUACGUCAAGUUCUUUUGAUAUAGACAGUUCAGCUGUAAAUUGGACUCAACCAUUUACACAACAUUAUGAAGAUACUAAUAAUUAAGGGCGACAAGUCAGGUCAUCAGCUCAUAAUAUUAUAUAUGUAUAAAAUCUAAACAGUUUUUAUACUUUUAUU